Messenger RNA from Nycticebus coucang (slow loris), 1914 nucleotides. It is a transcript of the gene HMGA1, whose product is annotated as high mobility group AT-hook 1. Gene Ontology annotation, biological process: regulation of DNA-templated transcription. Lineage: Eukaryota; Metazoa; Chordata; Mammalia; Primates; Lorisidae. Gene Ontology annotation, cellular component: chromatin; nucleus. The coding region runs from base 322 to 645 and encodes 107 amino acids. Gene Ontology annotation, molecular function: transcription coregulator activity; DNA binding. The record is from RefSeq and is a predicted model, not a curated record. The transcript has 6 exons.
AUUUGCAUGGCCCCGCCCCCUCGGUGACACGGCUGGCGCGGGCCGGCCCGUCCCCCCUGCCCCUGGGUCGCUCUUUUUAAGCUCCCCUGAGCCGGGGCUGCGCUCCUCUAAUUGGGACUCCGAGUCGCGGCUAUUUCUGGCGCUGGCGCGGCUCCAAGAAGGCAUCCGCAUUUGCUACCAGCGGCGGCCGCGGCGGAGGCAGGCCGGUCCUCAGCGCCCAGCACCGUCGCUCCCGGCAGCCCGGAGCGCGCACCGCAGGCCGGCGGCCGAGCUCGCGGAUCCCAGCCAUCACUCUUCCACCUAAUCGUAAGAGGAGGAAAGAUGAGCGAGUCGAGCUCGAAGUCCAGCCAGCCCCUGGCCUCUAAGCAGGAAAAGGAUGGGACUGAGAAACGAGGCCGGGGCAGGCCGCGCAAGCAGCCUCCGGUGAGUCCUGGGACAGCGCUGGUAGGGAGUCAGAAGGAGCCCAGCGAAGUGCCAACACCUAAGAGACCUCGGGGCCGACCAAAGGGAAGCAAAAACAAGGGUGCUGCCAAGACCCGGAAAACCACCACAACUCCAGGAAGGAAACCAAGGGGCAGACCCAAAAAACUGGAGAAGGAGGAAGAGGAGGGCAUCUCGCAGGAGUCCUCAGAGGAGGAGCAGUGACCGUGCCUGCUGCCUGCUCCCUUCACUGAGGAGCAGCUUUCUGGGACUGGACAGCUUUGCUCCGCUCCCACUGCCCUGCCCCUUCCCCCAUGCCCCCAUCACCACUGCCUCUGCCAGCCCCCUACCUGCCCUCACUUCCACACUACACAGCACACCAGCCACUGCGGGGCCCCUGUGGGCUGUGUGGGAAGCAGUUUUCCCCUGGCCUUGGUUCCCAGCCACCCCUCCAACCCAUACAUACACACUUGCUCUCCUGGACAAGGCUAACAUCCCAUUUAGCCGCGCUCUGCACCUGCUCUGUCUCCACUCCCUCAACGGUGAGGACACUGCUCUCUGGGCUCUUGGUUUGGGGGCCCUUUUUGCUCCUCUACUGUUCCCUCUGGCUUCCCAGAGAGAGUCCUGGGAGGACUCCCCUGGCCUUAAAAGGGGCCCAAGCCCCAUCUCAUUCUGGCAUGUCCCAUGCCACUGCCCUGGCAACAGGUGUGGCCAAGGGAGGUGGCUGCUUGGCCCCUAGCCAGCCUGUGUCUUUGUCACCAUGUUGGGCUUACUUCCACUUUUCUUCCUUCCCUAGUCUCUGUACUAGGUUGGACACCCCUUGGGGCACAGGAAGAAAGGUGGAAGGGGUAUGAGUCCUUCCCCCUUAACAUGGGUCCUAGCUCACCUUUCCCUAUGCCUAGGAUCUGAGACUAUUUGAGUGCUGGAGGCACAGUCACCCCUUUUCCAGGAGAGGCCCAGAUUCCCUGCAGCAGCCACCUAAGGUGGGCUGGGUCUGCUUGCCCUACUCUACCUGCUCCUACCCUCCCCCUGCAGCCAGGGCUCACCCUGCCUACACCCCACCCUCCUGCUCCUCCCUAACCCCCAAGGUUCUGGUUCCAUCUUUCCUCUGUUCACAAACUACCUCUGGACAGUUGUGUUGUUUUUUGUUCCGUGUUCCAUUCAACAUCGUCAUUGCUGCUACCAGCACCAAAUGGUCAUCCUCAUCGACUCCUGUUCUGCCCACAUCAACCCCUCCCCCAAGAUACUCUAUGGGGAAGGGGGGCGGAGGCACAGCAGGCUGGGUUACUGACCACCCCAGUCCCAGGGAAGGUGGGGCCCUGCCCCAAGGAUGCUGCAGCAGAAUGAGGAGGGGGGCCUAAAUUGACCACGAAGGGUAUAGGGGCCACCUUCUCCCCCCGUUGGGGAGGGGGUGGCCAUAAUUUGUCCCGGCCUGGGGCUCCCCCUCUGGUUUCCUAUUUGCAGUUACUUGAAUAAAAAAAAUCCUUUUCUGGA